Messenger RNA from Homalodisca vitripennis (glassy-winged sharpshooter), 9360 nucleotides. Its product is annotated as coronin-2B-like. Gene Ontology annotation, biological process: actin filament organization. The transcript is spliced from 13 exons. Gene Ontology annotation, molecular function: actin filament binding. Lineage: Eukaryota; Metazoa; Arthropoda; Insecta; Hemiptera; Cicadellidae. Bases 294 to 1985 code for a protein of 563 amino acids. The record is from RefSeq and is a predicted model, not a curated record.
GUGUCUGUUUACCUUCCCUCCGCUUGGUAGUGACUGCAUUAAAGUAGUAGUGUGAUUGUUCGGUUAUAGCCGGUGAAGAUACUUUUAAUGAGUAGUGUAUUGUGACGCUUAAUCAUAAUUGUUAUUCGUCGAUUGACAUUCUUAGUAAAAUAACAUAUAUUGAUCGACUUGUAUUAUUUUAAAUUAUGAGUGGGUUCGUCGAUGAAAGUGCCAGUUUCAUCGUUCAAGACAAAGGGAAGUCGAAUGCAAUGGUUGAUGUUAGAGCUUGCAACAAACCAGUUGAACGUUUGUAAAUGUUAAUUAGUGCUGAGUUUGUCUUAUCCUCAUCCCCCCCCAACAUGACCAAUACACAGUUGUGGUUCCGAGGGGUACGCAGUUCGAAGUUCCGUCAUGUGUUCGGCUCGCCCGCCAAGAGAGAGCGAUGUUACGAUAAUGUCAAGAUUACCAAGAACGCACAUGACUCGCACUUCUGUGCGGUAAACCCCAAGUUUGUCGCUAUCGUCACCGAGGUCGCAGGAGGUGGUGCUUUUCUGGUCCUUCCCAUCAACCAGACUGGAAGGUUGGACUUCAAUACCUCUCGAGUGACUGGACAUAAAGGUCCUGUGCUGGACAUCAAGUGGAACCCAUUCAACGAUAACAUCAUAGCAUCGUGCAGUGACGACUGCACAGUCAAGCUGUGGUACAUCCCUGAUGGAGGCCUGGCCAGUCACCUGACGGAGUGGCUCAUAGAUCUCCAUGGCCAUAAGAGGAGGGUGGGCUAUAUAGAGUGGCAUCCCACAGCAGAGAAUGUGCUUAUCAGCGCUGGCUUUGACCAUUUACUGAUAGUAUGGGACGUGGGGAAAGGAGAAGCACUGAACGUGAUUGACUGCCACCCCGAUGUAAUUUACUCCAUGAGUUUCAACAGAGAUGGCAGCCGCUUGGCCACAACUUGCAAGGACAAGAAGCUGAGAAUCAUUGACCCCCGCACAGGUUUUGUCAUCAGUGAAGGUAUCUGUCAUGCGGGAACACGCUCCAGUAAAGUGGCCUACCUGGGUGGGUCAGGUCGUGUGGUGACCACUGGCUUCUCCCGCCACUCGGACCGUCAGGUUUCUGUUUGGAAUGAUGACAAUCUUGCAGUCCCUCUGCAUGAAGAAACUAUCGACUCUUCUUCUGGAGUCAUCUUCCCAUAUUAUGAUUCUGACACUAAUAUUCUCUACUUGGCAGGAAAGGGUGAUGGGAACAUCCGAUACUAUGAAAUGGUGGACCAGGCACCCUACAUACACUUUCUGAGUCAGUUCAUCUCUGGAUCUCCUCAGAGAGGACUGGGGUUCAUGCCCAAGAGAGGGUGCGAUGUGAGUCAAUGUGAAAUCUUCAGGUUUUUCAAGCUGCAUGCGACACGGGGCAUGUGUGAGCCUGUCUCCAUGAUUGUACCGAGGAAGAGCGAUCAGUUCCAAGAAGACCUGUACCCUGAUACUGCAGCUCCUGUGCCGGCUCUUACAGCUGGUGACUGGCAAAAUGGCAUUAAUAGGCCACCUGUAUACAUGUCCAUGAAAACUGGUGUAACCGUGUGCACUCACAAGCCCAAGGCUUUUAAAGGCAACGAAUUGUCGAGGUCUGCCACAGCUGAUAACAACUACCGCAUGAAGUUUGCCUUCUUGUCUACGCAGACGGUACCUGAUUACAGGCCCCUGGAUCUGUUGCCAGAAAGUGAGAAAAGUCAGAAGACUUCCAACAACCAAAGUACCAAAUUCCAGCAAAUACAGCAGAUGUUUGGAAACUACACCAACCAGGGUGAUAUCAUAAAUGAAGACAUUAUGACUCUAAAGAUAUCUGAUCACAAUGGCUAUGAAGAAAUUCCGAAGACUGAAUAUCAGUUGCAGCGGGCUUAUUUGAGGCAAGGUGAAGAGCUAAAACUUCUACGAAAGCAGCUUGCAAGUCGGGACAGGCAGAUUAAAGACUUGGAACAGCUUGUGGCCAAGCUGCAAGCUCAUCGCAAGCACAAAUAAUUUUACUAGAACAUCAUCGAACUUUGAGUUCUAAGUAGCUAAUGCUAGGUUCUGGCUUUGCCAAUGUGAUUCAGAAAUGCAUCUUGCAAAGUUUCAUUUGCAGUUUAAGCUUUAUACUGUAUUUAAGAGUUUUCAGAUAAACAUUUGUUUUCAAAUCUUUGAAUGCACUUUAGGAUAAAGCCUUAAAGGUAAAUGAAUUUUAAGUUUGGUAGAUUGAAGAGUGUUUGUCAGAUUGGUUCUUGAAGUAAUCUUAGAUAUAUUAGCAAAAUUUAUCAUUCACAUACUUAACGUAUGCGUAAGAGAAUUGAUGAUUGAUUUGAUUUAUUCUCAUAAAAAUAUAGCAGUGAUUCCAAGUUUACCUUUCAGUUUGAUACUGGAUUGUAUUAAAUUUGAGGCAACUUGCAAGAUUUAUUGGUGCAGUGGUGAGGUCUCAAUGGAGGAGCCAUAGCAGGAUUUAUGGAGUACUCCAGAGGCAUGUGGCACAUUCUUACUGAAACAUUUGUAUUCCAUUGACAAAAAAUAAAUAUGUGCCGAAGAAUGUUUAAUAUCCUCUAUCUUUUAGAUAGUAUAAAAACCAUGUUUCUAAUUGUUAUAUAUUUGGGCUGAUCUUAAGUGUAAUUUUCCGUAGAUGAGAAAGAGCUUCACUAUCAUCUGAUGACACUUUUCAGAUGGAUUGUAUUUUCUUCGGGUUAUACUAAAGGGCUCGUUGUAUCUAAAGUUAAUACUGUCGUAGAUACAAGUAUUAGUAGUUAUAUUUUUAACUGCCUACUGAAGAUUAUAGAGAUGAAAAUAUGUUGAAUAUUGAAACCCAUAAUGCUGUGUUUUUCAACUGUACUAAAUCACGCUAUUUUCUUAGUAACUGUAAUACUCUAGUUGAUUCUUGUAGCUUUAUAGACAUUCAGAAAAGUUAUUUUGUUUCAUAAUAUUAGUUAUUAAUUAUUUGUGAUAAAUUGUUUACAUUCCUGUUUUCUGUUUCUUUUGAAAUGUCUUGUUUUAAAGUUGUUUACUUUAAUUUUGUUAUUUUGCAUGAUUUCCAAGGUAGAUUUUUGCCACAAAUUUAUUUUUAGGUUGAAAUAAUCUAAUAUUUUAUUUUAUUUGUGUUUUAGACUGAUAAACAUUUUAAAUUAUUGUUUGUAAGCCAUACAGUUUUAAAUUAUACUUUACUAAUUUUUAUGAUGAUUUUGUAGUAACUAAAGUGAUUAUUUUGCCUAUUCAGGAUGUCUUAAUGAUUGUUAUUUACAUUCUAACUAUCAAAAUUCAUUAAAUUAAAGGCACCAGCAAAGCGGUAGCCUCAGGUUUUCCAUCACUGUAACACUUCGAGUGCUGGUCAUCUCGGUAUCUGCUUUUUAUAGAUGUGGGCCAUUUUUGCUGUUUAAAAAGUUUUUAACUUAACAACAUAAAUAGUAAAAACGUCUUGCUCACUUAUCAGUUGAAACUUGAGAGAUAUAUAAACACAGUUAAACUAUAAAAACUGAACUCUGCAAAACUCCAAUUUAUGCAGAUAAAUUGGUGGAUGACAUCAGUUGCGACUAGCCGACCAUCUCGCGUGAAUAUAUUGUAUCUAGACUGUGAGUGUUAUUUUAUUUCUGUUCAUGUUAUAUGUUUCAAUUUAAAGUUUGAUGGCAGGUCAUUAAGAUGAUGAACAACGUAAGGAUGGCAACAUGUUGUCGUCAGCAAAAUGAAUUUUGGAUAGUUAGAAGGUAAAAAACUUGUAUAUGUGUUAUUUUCUUCAUAUUUCCUUUAUGGCAUUGAGAAAGCCUAUUGUUUUUCUUGAUUAGUAUAGAAUAACUGUAUUCUAAAAUGCAAUAUGAAAUGAAACAGUGGCUAUUGUGUUAAUGUAUAGAUACCAAUUUACGGAUCUAGAGUUGGAGUGUUGUAGCUAAAAGUGUGUUUGUAAUGCUUUGAACUGAUUAUUUACAUGUAAAGUAUUUUGUGUAAACUGAAGGUGCGAGUGCUUAGUUUAUGAGUGUUAAGAAGAGAAGGGUUGUUAUUUUGCUAUGAAUAAAACAUUGUUUAUAUAUAUUUUGUAAUGUGCAACGAAAUCAUUGUUUUGUAAUGCAUUCCCAUGUUGCUUUUUAAUGCAUUCCCGUGUUGCUUUGUGCCCUGAGAGUAAAUAUUUUGAAAAAAGAAUUGUUAAAACACAUAAUACAUAGUAAUAUAGUUGUGGAAUUUUCAGCUUGUGUUCACUACAUUGUUCGUGAUGUACGUUAAAACUUAAAGGCAUUUACAUUAUAAGCACAAAAUAAAUAUCAAUAAUUCAAGGUUAAUUCUUUAGUCUAGAUUUUCUCAGUACUAUCGGCAUUUACAUUUUUAAGUACUUUUAUUCAAGACUUAAUAGGUCAAGUCUUAAAGUUACCCUAUUUCAAUAAUUUUAGCUCUAUGCAUUUUAUAGGUUAAGAAUGCAUUUAUGUAUGUUGUUAUUGUUUUUGUUGUUAAAUCAAAACAGAGAUGAUUUCAAUAAACUGUACUGUAGGUUUGGUUUACUUUUGAUUUUUUGAAAGACGUAAAUACCCUUGACAAACUGUUGCAUGUAUUAUGAAGUUUCACCGGUAAUUUUUUAGGAAUAUUAGAAUCUUUUCUGAGAUGUUUGUUAAGUUUUUAUAUUUAUUUAAAACUUGAAAUACUAAAGUGUAAAUGUACACUGCACUAAUUGACAGACUCUGUGAGUGCCACUUUCAUUGUUAAAGUCUAAAGAUUGGGUACACUCUAAUGGUCCUAUCCAUUGUCAACGUUUUAAUAUAGUUUUUAACACUGGAUUCUUUGAGUGUGUUUUUAUCUACCUAAACAAUUUUUUAAUAAGCACCAAAUAGAGAGCACAGGCUCAACCAACGUCUUCUAAAUACAAUGUUUAUUCCAAAAUUUCCAGUGGAUAACUAUGAAUUGGAAUUAGGUUUUUAUUGUGCUGAUUUGAGGAAAAUAAUUAUAUGGCAAUGUAUUUAUUUGGCAGUGGUAGUUGUAAUAAUGACUGUAAAAGUUGUCAAUUGUUGAUUUAGAUCAGUCUUUUUUUAAUUCAAAAUUUUGUAAUGUUGUAAAGUUUAAAUUUAUUGUUUUGUUUUUUUUAACUUGAAUGUGUUUACUAAACUGUUUCCUUUUCAAUUUUAACAAGUGACCACAUACAGUUCAGUUUAAAAUGUAUAGUGUCACAUUGUGAGAAUUGUAUAGGUUAUUUAUAUGCUUUCUGUUUAAUACAAUAUCGGGCAGAACUUGUGUAAGAAAGAAAAUCCAGACAGAGUGGUUUGUUGUACCCGGAGUGUACAGAAAACUUCCUGACAAAAGGUCUGUGGAAGACUUUGUGGCUGUUCUAAAAUCAUAUAUACCCCAGUAGGGUUCACUUCUGGCUGGUUUAUACCUUCCAGUUAAACCUAGGCUGGGUACAGCGAAAACCAAUGUGUCACUUUCAUGGAUGUCCACAUCACUAACUGCAAAUAUCGAGAUAUUGGGGUGCAUGGGUAGAUCAAUAAUAGGUCUAGCCUACUACGGGUGAUGACCGUUGGAGUUGGUGGGGCUCCCUAAGUGUUAAGGGCUUUUGCUACCCUAGACACACAAGCGUACCACCCCUGCCCCUGCCCACUUUGACUGGAGAGGCUGGUUCAGAGCUGCCCUCCCCUUCUUCCAAGGAGACAUGUCAGAUUAAUACGCAAAACCCUUCCUCAUGGAUUUCAACAUGAGGUGGUCCCUACCCCCAACUUCACCCAUCCAGAAUAUCCUGUCAGUCCGGAUGCAGCGCAAAGAUCCUUCCAGGACUAAGUGCAAUUUCACAGCUUCUUGUCCUAAGAGAAAAAAAACCUGUAUAUAAGGAGGAAGAUCGGUAAAGUUCAGAGUCACAGACAGGAUUUGAACUUGUAUUACUUCUGAUUCAGAUCCGAUAUUGACACGACCUUGCAGCCAUCAGCUCUUAAUUUUUUUAUGAUAGUAGCAGGCAAAACUAAAUAAAUGUAAAACUUAAAAUUGUGGUUCAACAUUGAAAGCUGCAACUUGCGGAAGCUGACGUAGCUGGGAGAUCACGAACAAUUGACUAACUAGCUUACAAGAAUUUUUGUUUUAUUAAAACCCACCAGGGGAGCACAUAAGAGCUGCUUCUGGAAGUGAACAUGUAUAUGUAUCAUACUGCAAUGUUAGAGCUUCAAAAGCUAGUAUAAUGGUAGUUCUUCAUCUGAACUGGAGUUUCAUCUUUUCUUUGCAGGGGAAUAGGAUGGAUCAGCAUCUGUGUCAUCGCUGUCAAUUUGGAAUUCCACUUCAUCUUUCUCACUUUCCAAAACGUCACUUGUAGUCAAACAUUCGUCAUCAUUCAAAUACUUUAAAAUUUGUUCAGUCUCGGUCAAUUUACUUCGUUCCAUUUCACGUAUAGAGAAUCACUACUUUUGCAACAAUUAAACACAAGAAAAGAAGGAAAAAGACGCACAGCUAUUUUUAUAAAGUUCCGAAAAUCCAAGCGUAAAAGCUAACGUAUCGUAUUUCUUACGAACCACUGUUUAAUACACUCACUUUGAUGGCUGAAAAGUGACUAGCGGCAAGCUCCCCCCCCCCCCUCUUGGACAUAUUUAAUGGACAUAUGCAUAAUUAAUUCAUCUUAUUGAACCAGAGCUGAAAGUUUUUUUCUCACAAUUUUACAUCAACCAACUGUUCAGCAUUUUCUGUAACACUAAAUAGAAUUCAUAUUUAGUUUAUGUCUCUUCUAAAAAAAUUGAAUAAUUAUUGACGCUGAAAAUAUACUUCAUAACAGUCCACUAGCAGAUAUUUGUAUUGUGUUAUGGCCAUGGUUAGUCUCCCCAUAUGUGAUAUAUAAAUCUUCUUUAUUAUUGUAUGAUAAAACAUGCCAUUUGAUUGCAUUUUAAAUGUGGUAGAUAAAAUUAUUUUAGUGUAACACUUCUUUUAAAGUAUCAGGAACAAAUCACUCUCUCCAAGUAUUACUGCAACAUCCCUAUAACUACUUAUGCAGAUAGCAACACAUUUAUAUUUUUAAUAAAUUGAAACACCAUGUGUCAAAUGUAGUCGUUCAAUAAAAACGCAAGCAAAGUUACAACAAGAAUUUGAUUAUAACAAUAGAUAACUAAUAAUAAAUUUACUGCUACUUGUCAUUGAGUACCGAUCUAUUUAAAUCAUCAUUACCUAAGUAUCAAUACUUGUGAAGCCUUAAAAUUCAGGCCAAACAUCUCAAGUCUAAAGUAAUAAAUAAAACCAAGUCAUCAUAGCAAAGAAUGGUAGAAGAACAACAGGAAACUGGAUACAGAGUUUAUUUGCAGCCAUUGCCUUAUACAGGACUUCAUAAAAUUAUGAAUUAAAUUAGUUGUUAAAUGAAUUUAAACACUGAAUCAGAUUAUUUAACCAUAUAUUUGAUCUUGUUUAAAUGUUUAUCUCUGUGUUUUUAAUGCGAAAAUCUGUUUGCUCCUUACUGAAAUCCUUUCUUCACCUUGAUCAACAGCCUUGUACAAAUGUCCCAGCGUUUAAAGAUAGCUAAACAAAUUUAUUAUCUCGUCUUGUGAAAGAAAUUCACAGUGGGCAGCACCUUGUAAAAAACAGUAAGCAUGACCUUCCGUCAGUUUGGCUUGGCAAGCUUAUUUGGAUGUUCAGGAAUUUUUGUCUUCAGUUGUGACGGUUGAACUUCUUUCCACAUUUUAUCUAUAAACCUUUGUCUUGUUCCAGGAAAUACCGCUUCAAUAAGUUUCCUUUGUUUAACAUUGCAAAGAGUUCUGACUAAUAUGGAUAUAUUGUGUUUUUUUAUCUGUGGUCACCAGUCAAACAAACAAAGGAAAACCUCUGCUGCCAUUUUUUAUCAGCAGCUAAUCAUUUACAGUUUCUUUGCACACAACCACAUAAAUUGUUGAACUCUCCCAUCCCACAAGUUACUUGAUUUUAAACACAAGCGUUCACUCAGGUUAUAUACUCAUCGUGAACAGUAAUAGUGUUUCAUUUUUAAUGUCAUAUAACAUAUUAGGUUAUAUUACCAGCAGUAACAACACUCAAUAUUUAUUAUUGCUCUAUUUCUGACUAUUUCAUCUGUCUUCCAUCAUAGCUGACCUUGUAAUAUGUGAUAUGACAAACUUAAUUCAUUCAACAUAUGGUGGGCAUCUUGAAUAAUUAACAGCCACAGAUAUUUAAUGGUUUCUUUAAUGUAUGUGAAUUAAGAAUUCGCUUUAUACUUAAAUUCAAUUUAAGUUUUAUUUUAUACCUUUACCUCAUUAACAUUCUUUUAGUUUUUUUUAUGUAAAGGCAGCUUCCUUAGAUACGUAUCAUAUAUUAAAACUAAGUUUUGAAUUUCAACUUAAAGGGAAUUUUAGCAGCUAGUAUUUUAUGUCUGUUUUUAUUUCUUCAACGUGCAUCCUGUCAAGAUGCAAAAAGGUGGAAAUCACUCGGGCCGUGGUAGAGGUUAUAUGGCAGAUGAUCCAGUGCUGACAGCAGUAUGAGAUUUUGCAUUUCUGUGGAGGAACAAUUCUCUUUAUCAGCAUCUUGCAUCUUUUGUUCUGAACCGCUUGGUCAAUGUUACACAGUAGGCUUCUCCAUUGGUAGUCAUUCCUUGUGGCUUAAGUAUCAUCUCUCGUGAUGAUUUGCCUCAACAUGUCAUCGUCUUCUCUAUUAUAACGCGUCAAAAGAGUCAAGAAACUGUCCAAUCUCUGUGAGAAGUUUGGAUACCCAUCUAAAGCACAAUUGGGGAAAUUCUUUGGCGGAUUUGUUAAUUAUGAAUUUAGUACGUUUCAAUUUCUUUCAACAUAUAUCUUAACUGAUCACAGAUGGUUGACCUGAAUGUUUGUCAUAAGCAUUUAAACAGCCAUCCUUCAGUCUCGGCUAAUUUUUCCACUUAAUCAUGACUCAACCCUCAUUGCAUUAUCAACAUGAACUUAAUAAAGCGAACAUUUUAAUAAAAUAUCUCAUAUCAUGCGUGGAGAGCGAUUCAUUUAAUAUGUAACAUUUUAAAUACACACAGUUAAGAAAUCAGGUUAGCUACAGAACUGCAAAUUGCACAUGCUGGUUUGUUAGUGAAGCGGGAAGGUAAUGUGCAAACUCGUUGCAGUUCACAACUACAAGAGUAAAAAAGUCAACAUAAUAAACUUCCUUCAUAAAAAUAUUCUUUCUCAACUUAUAGUCAAUAAGCACAUAUAUCACAAAGUCUCCAUCAAUUUCUAAAACAACAGUAAUACCUCUUGAUAUAAGUAUGAUCUACAGUACAGUUUGUUAUUGCAUAAUUCUAUCACAAGUUACUUUUAGUACAAAAUUACUGCCGUAUCUUUAGCUGAUUUGUGUUUAGUUAAGUAUAACAUGAUGACUGAUUUUGUCUUGCGUGAUAUUAAACCAAAUACUUAAUACUAAUGUAUUCCAAGCCACAUUACGAGCUAAUUUGUUUCAUUUUGUACAUUUUAAUAAAUCUUCAUGUAACAGA